AUGGCUGGGAUGAAUCCGGCUGAAAAAUGGACGCCUGAGGCAAACCAGGGUGGGCUAGGGGAUGCUGCAGCCCAUUUUGGUGAACUGGAGGAAAUUCUACUGCAUUCUGAUAAGAUGCGGGUUGCUGUGGCGAAAAUUGUGGAACAGAAGGUGAGUGCAGCGAAUUUUGGUCAAAUGAAAGUGGCUGCAACUCCGUAUGAGGCGAUGAAAAUAAUUGCUUUGAAUAUUCAUCAACAACUGGAAAGGAAGGUGACUGUUGAGAAUUCUGGCUGA
Messenger RNA from Gongylonema pulchrum, 273 nucleotides. The record is from the annotation of a GenBank genome assembly. NCBI's taxonomy places the organism in Eukaryota, Metazoa, Nematoda, Chromadorea, Rhabditida, Gongylonematidae.